Messenger RNA from Suncus etruscus (white-toothed pygmy shrew), 1491 nucleotides. It is a transcript of the gene CRISPLD2, whose product is annotated as cysteine rich secretory protein LCCL domain containing 2. The transcript has 14 exons. Bases 1 to 1491 code for a protein of 496 amino acids. Gene Ontology annotation, cellular component: extracellular region. The record is from RefSeq and is a predicted model, not a curated record. NCBI's taxonomy places the organism in Eukaryota, Metazoa, Chordata, Mammalia, Eulipotyphla, Soricidae.
AUGCACCCAGUUCCCACGGGCGCCCUGCUGCUGGGCUUGGCGCUGCUGGUCUGCGGGUCCCACGCCUUCUUCCUGCCCAAUGGCACGCAGCUAGAGAAGCUUCUAAGCAAGUACCAGCAGGCUGGGCCCCAUGCGCGUGUGCGCCGUGCCAUCCCGCUCUCAGACCGAGAGGAGAUUCUGUUCCUGCACAACAAGAUGCGGGGACAAGUGAACCCCCCCGCCUCCAACAUGGAGUACAUGACCUGGGACGAGGAGCUGGAGCGGUCGGCAGCUGCCUGGGCACAGGAGUGCCUCUGGGAGCAUGGGCCCACCUCACUGAUGCCUACCAUUGGGCAGAACUUGGCUGUGCACUGGGGCUGGUACCGCUCCCCUGGCUCCCAAGUUCAGUCCUGGUAUGAUGAGGUGAAUCACUACACCUACCCAGCCCCGCACGAGUGUAACCCGUGGUGCCCUGAGAGGUGCUCUGGACCCAUGUGCACCCACUACACACAGAUUGUCUGGGCCACCACCACCAAGAUUGGCUGCGCGGUGCACACUUGCCCGUCCAUGGAAGUGUGGGGAGAGAUGUGGAAUAACGCCGUGUUCCUGGUCUGCAACUACUCUCCCAAGGGAAAUUGGAUCGGAGAAGCCCCCUACAAAACUGGCACCCCCUGCUCGGAUUGUCCCUCUGCAUAUGGAGGCAGCUGCAAGAACAAUCUGUGCUACCAUGAUACAGACCCCGAAAAGCGUGAAGCAGAUCGGGCCAACGAGGUGGAGACUGCGUCCAGCCCUGCAGAGGCGCCAGAAGGGGCCAAGCCGCGCACCACCAGGCCCCGGAAGCCCCAGAAAGACACGGCCAUGAGCUACAUGGCCCAAGUUGUCAGCUGUGACACCAAAUUAAAGGACAAGUGCAAAGGUUCCACAUGCAACAGGUACCAGUGUCCAGAAGGCUGUCUGAGCAGCAAGGCCAAGAUUUUUGGGACCCUGUUCUAUGAGAGUUCCUCCAGCAUCUGCCGGGCGGCCAUCCACUACGGAGUGCUGGACAACAGAGGAGGGCUGGUGGACAUCACCAGGAACGGGAAAGUCCCCUUCUUUGUGAAGUCAGGACGGAACGGGGUGGAGUCCUUAAGCAAAUAUAAGCCCUCCAGCUCCUUCACAGUGUCCAAGGUGAAAGUGCAGGAUGUGACCUGCUAUGACACGGUGGCUCAGCUCUGCCCCUUUAAGAAGCUGGGGACGCAUUGCCCACGUGUCCGCUGCCCGGCGUACUGUGAAAAUGAGCCGGCCCACCUGGCUCCGGUGUUUGGAACCAACAUCUAUGCAGAUACCUCGAGCAUCUGCAAGACAGCUGUGCACGCAGGGGCCCUGCAUGCAGGGAGCGGUGGCUUUGUGGACGUCAUGCCUGUAGACAGGAAGAAGGUCUACGUGGACUCAUUCAGGAACGGGGUACAGUCAGAAAGCUUACGGACCCCACAAGAUGGAAAGGCCUUCCGGAUCUUUGCGGUCAGGCAGUGA